GAUAAGCAUUGAACAGACGGAGUCCCUGCCAGGAUACAUGUGACUGUGCCGACCUCUUCUCCUUCUCCUGUGGAAACACACUGCAGAGGACUCUCCAGAAGUCACGAUGGACUUUCCAAAACCCUGAAAAUGUGGGCAAGCAGAAAUCUAAUGAUCAUGGUUUGACUUUUGAGAACUGUGCGAUCCCGACACCAACGCUGUCCGUCAUGUUGGAGCCAGGCUCUGUGGAUGAGGGAGCAUCGUGUGGUUCACCGUCAGCCUUCAAGUUGGUUCAUCCACCAUAUUGGUGCAGAGAAACAUAUGAACUCAACGUAUUUAAUGCAGCGACUGGAUUUUCCCGUGGACUGCUCGUUGCCUGCCGGCUGAUGCUGGGAUCGCCAAUGCAUAAAACCAUUACUCUGUUUGGACACCACAUUUCUUGGGAAAUGUCUAAGCACUGAAUAGAAAACCUAAAGGAUUUACUGUGUUAGAACUCUGACCCAAAUGGGAUAAAAACUAGAAACUGUGAAAGACUUUAAGAAAAGGUAAUAACUCAGAUAAAUUUGGAGUACCCUUAGUCAUCUUUCCCAUGAUGCAUUGCCCCAUAAGGAAGAAACGGCCCACGCGUGACUCUGACUUCUCAGCCAUCGUCGUGCCCUCGAUGUACGGGUCUGGUUACCUUGACUACACGGUCGAGACCCACGCUUCCAGGUCCAUGAAGGUCAUGGAUGAGUUCAGGCAGCAGGAGAUGUUGUGUGACCUGGUGCUUCACGUCACGUACAAGGACAAAACUGUGGACUUCAAGGUGCACAGGUUGGUGCUGGCCUCAUGUAGCCCCUACUUCAGAGCCAUGUUCACCAGCUGCUUCAAAGAGCGUCAUGCCUCGGAGAUCACCUUGCGUGAUGUCUGCCCCCAGGUGGUGGGAAGGCUCAUUGACUUUGCCUACACCGCCCACAUCACAGUGGGAGAGAAAUGUGUGUUGCAUGUUCUGUUGGCUGCGAUGAGGUACCAAAUCGAGGACGUGGCCAAGGCGUGCUGCGAUUUCCUCAUCAAGCAUCUGGAGCCGGCUAAUGUCAUCGGCAUCGCUCGCUUUGCGGAGGAGAUCGGCUGCACGGAGCUGCACCAAAGAAGUCGAGAGUACAUCAACACACACUUCAACGAGGUGACUAAAGUCGACGAGUUCUUCAGCCUGUCUCACUGUCAGCUGCUGGAGCUCAUCAGUCAGGACAGUCUCAAGGUUCUCUGUGAGUCUGAGGUGUAUAAGGCCUGUACAGACUGGGUCGGCUGGGAUAUGGAGGGCAGAGCUCAGUACCUACACGCCCUCCUGAAUGCUGUUCACAUCUACGCCCUGCCGCCAAAGUUCCUGAAGAACCAGCUCCUGUCCUGCCCCAUCCUCAGUAAGGCCAACUCCUGUAAGGACCUGCUCUCUAAAAUCUUCCAGGAUAUGACACUGAGGAAGCUGCCGCCGGCUCCGAACCGUGGAACUCAACUCAUCUAUGUGGCUGGCGGAUACCAGCAGCAUUCAUUGGCGUCCAUGGAGGCUUAUGAUCCCAGGGCAAACGUGUGGCUCAGACUGGCUGACAUGGGAACGCCGUGCAGCGGCCUGGGAGCCUGCGCGCUGUUCGGACUCCUCUACACUGUUGGUGGCAGAAACCUGUCGCUUCAGAACAACACCGAGUCCAGCGCCCUGUGCUGCUACAACCCAAUGACCAACCAGUGGAGCCAGCGCGCCUCCCUCAACAUCCCCAGGAACAGGGUCGGCGUGGGGGUGGUGGACGGCUGCAUCUACGCCGUUGGAGGUUCCCAGGGCUCGACGCAUCACAACACAGUGGAGAGGUGGGAUCCAGAGUCCAACCGCUGGUCGUUCGUGUGCCCGAUGUCUGUGGCUCGUCUUGGGGCCGGCGUGGAGGCAUGCGGGGGGGCUCUGUACGUGGUGGGGGGGUAUGAUGGACAGAACCGUUGGGACACUGCUGAAAAGUACCAACCUGAAACUAACACCUGGCAGCAGCUGGCUCCCAUGAGCACCAUCCGCAGUGGACUGGGGUUGGUGUGUGUGAACUCUUACCUGUACGCUAUAGGAGGGUACGAUGGGAGGAGCCAGCUCUCCUCUGUGGAACGCUACAAUAUAGCCUGGAAUGUCUGGGAGCCCAGGGCGUCCAUGCAGUACGGCCGCAGUGCACACGGAGUGGCGGUCUACCACAGACGCAUCUUUGUCCUCGGAGGUUUUAACCAGCAGGGCUUCCUGUCCAGUGUUGAGUGUUACUGUCCAGAAAGAAAUGAAUGGACGUGCGUCACCAACAUGCCCAUUGGACGCAGCGGCAUGGGCAUCGCCGUUACCAUGGAGCCGUGCCCUGGCAGCCUGCCAGAACAAGAGGAGGACGAGGACGGAGCCACAUAGGACAUAAAAACCUACAUUGACUACAGUUUUACAGUUUCCAAGUGGUGCUGCUUUUCAAGAGACGAUUAAGUGCACUAAAGAAAAAACUUCCAACAUGAAAACAUCUUUACCUCCUGUAUCUCCGCCCUCAUGGGUCCCACUCGUGUUGUACCGUGAUGCACAGAUGUGGUCUAAAUGGAAGCGUUGAGGAAGAGCAAUUAUAAACAGAAAAUAUCUCAACAUCUGAUCAAAACUGACAUGACAGUGAUCCUGCAGUGAUAAGGUGCUACAGAUGUAAUCCCAAAUAAUAAUGUUAUUUAUUUAAACAUUGUCCCUUCACUGUUUUAAAUUUCUUGCGUAUUUGAUUACAUUGUAAAUUUGCAAAGUGAACUCCAGUGUCCUAAUUUCUAAUUCCUCCGUCUGUGUCCAAAUGAGGACAGAACUCACACAUUUUCUUCUAUGUUGUGCCAAAAGUGGGGUUUCCUGUCUAAAACUGCAAUUUUUAAACAUUUUGUCAAAUUUCUUUUUUUUUUAAUUUGCCAGAUUUAAUUUUGUGUUUCCUGGAGUAAAGUUAAUCAAAGGUGAAUGAUAAAUAUCUUAUGUCUGCACCAUUUGUUCGGU
Messenger RNA from Paralichthys olivaceus (Japanese flounder), 2977 nucleotides. The record is from RefSeq and is a predicted model, not a curated record. Lineage: Eukaryota; Metazoa; Chordata; Actinopteri; Pleuronectiformes; Paralichthyidae.